Messenger RNA from Chlorella variabilis, 1984 nucleotides. RefSeq lists its product as hypothetical. Bases 109 to 1821 code for a protein of 570 amino acids. The record is from RefSeq and is a predicted model, not a curated record. Gene Ontology annotation, molecular function: dGTPase activity. Lineage: Eukaryota; Viridiplantae; Chlorophyta; Trebouxiophyceae; Chlorellales; Chlorellaceae. Gene Ontology annotation, biological process: dGTP catabolic process. The transcript is spliced from 17 exons.
CGUGCGGUAGUUGCUGUUGCUGUUGUGGUGCCGCCCGUCGGCCAAGGAUUUUGGCACCGCUGGCACGCGAUCGCUGAGGUGCCGGGCUGAGGGGCCGCCUACGGCGAGAUGGUGAGGAGGCGGAGUGCGCAGGCCAAGGUGUUCCGCGACAACACUGUGCCAGGGGACUACGUGAAGCUCAGUGCAACGGCAGUAGCAAUCAGCGACACCCCCAUCUUUCAGCGCUUGCGAUAUUUGAAGCAAUUGGGCAUGGCAGAGUUUGUGUUUCCCGGGGCCACACACACACGCUUCUUUCACUCGCUCGGGGUGGCACACCGCGCCAAGGAGUUUGCGCAGCGGCUCAAGAGCCGGCAGCCGGAGCUGGAGCUGUCGGAUGCAGAUCUGCUGGUGCUCGAGAUUGCAGGCGAGGCAAGGGGGGCAGCGCUUCCCUGCAGCUGGGCCUGGGACCACUCCUGCACGCAUGCCGGCAUGCGUGUUAUGGCACCCCGACCUGCCGUGCCCUGCUGUGCUGUGCUGCGCCUCCGGUGCUCUGCAGGCCUGUGCCAUGACCUGGGCCACGGCCCCUUCUCCCAUAGCUUCGAGUCUGAGCUCGUGCCGCACCUGCUGCCACAGGGGGAGACGUGGGAACAUGAGCGCAUGAGCUGUGUGCUCUUCGACCACAUCUGCCACACAUACCAUGUGGACCUGUCCCCCGAUGAGCAGCAGCGCGUCAAGGACCUGAUUGUGGGGAGCCGGGAGGAGGCCAGGGCAGACUGGACUGGGCGGGAGUGGCAGUUUGACAUAGUGGCCAACAAGAGGAACGGGCUGGAUGUGGACAAGCUGGACUACCUCAAGCGCGACAACGUGGCCUGCGGCUUCCUCACCACCGCCGACUUCAGCGCACUGUACGAGGCAAUGAAGGUAAUCGAUGGGCGGGUGUGCUUCCGCACCAGCGUGAGGUCUGUGGUGCAAGCGGUCUACUCUGCCCGGGCCCAGAUGCACGAGUUUGUGUACACGCACCCCGUGGCCAAAGCAGUCGAGUACAUGGUGGUUGAUGCGUUGCGGCUCGUGGCGGGAGAGAUAGGCAUCCCAGAGGCGCUCCACGAUCCGGAGCGCUAUGCUCUGCUUGAUGACACAAUAUUGAGGACCAUCGAGCGCUCCACCAGUCAGACAUCUACAAUGCUGGCGGCUCAGGACCUGCUGCGGCGGCUGCGUGUGCGCGACAUAUACAAGCAUGCAGGCAGCGCAGACAUACCCCAGGACAAGGUGGAGACGUAUCCCAAGGUGAAGCCGGAAGAGAUACUGCAGUGUCAGGACCCGGCCAGCGGGGUGCAGCUGCUGCCCAGCGAUGUGCGGGUGCACAACCUCAAGAUAGACUACACCCAGCACAACGAGAACCCGCUGAAGCACGUGGGCUUCUACGUGAAUGAGGAGGACGAGGAGUGUGUGCCUUUUGCACCGGGCAACCCCUUUGCGCCCAGCACCUUCAUCACCAGACAGGUGCGCAUCUACCUGGUGCGCCUGUGCAACAGCCCCGAGGAGAAGCGGCAGUAUAACGAGGCAGUGAAGGCCGCAUUCGCCGCCUGGUCCAGGAAGGUGCUGCAGACGGAGAUGCUGAUGUCGCCGCAGAAGUCCACCCUCACAGCCUCGGCACGCAAGCGGCAGCACCCCGGCAGCAGCCAGCAAGGCGGCACCGCGCCGGGCAGCCGGCCCGCGUCGGCGGCGGGGACAGCGACUGCACCAAACGGCAUUGUGCAGGCAGGUUCGGCGCUGGAUGAUGAUGACCAGCCCGUGGCAUGCAGCCAGAGCCACGAGCCUGCUGCAAAAAAGCUCCAAUUUUGAUCAGGCGCACGUUGCCCUGCUCGCUCUGCCAGCCUCGCCUCCAUUCUAGUUGCUUUGUUACACACUGCUCACACUGCUCAGUGAUUGUUUUGACCACAUGCCCUCUGUUCAGUCUAUGCUCCGUUUCUGGCAUCUGCUUCCCCCUCAAACCGACACAUCCUGC